AUGGCUCCUAGUGUCCCUGCUCCUCUACUUGUGGUGCUCCUCGCGGCGGCACAAACUGUCCUCGUACUUGUAGUCUUUCCGCAAUUUCUACCUGAGAAUCCAUUCGCGUGGACCUUUAUCCGCUUUAUCAGUUUGAACUUCGGUCUCUGGACUAUAUGGCGGGUCUUCAUUUAUCCAUUCUAUCUCAGCCCCCUCCGACAUCUCCCAAUGCCAAAGGGCGGCUAUCCCAUCAUCGCCCACGGACUCGAAAUUUUCGAUCAGCCACCCGGCCGCAGUAUUCAAGAAGCCGUAGCUGAGGUUCCAAACGACGGCUUGGUCAACUGCCGUGGGUAUCUCUACAAAGACCAACUCCUCGUCACGGACCCAAAGACCAUCGCCGAGGUCCUGGUUCACAAAUGCUAUGACUUUGAGAAGCCGGUCAGGGCACGAAACUUCCUGGCCAGUGUCCUCGGCGAUGGGCUCGUCCUUGUAGAAGGCGACGAGCAUAAGUUCCAGCGGAAACACAUCAUGCCCGCGUUCAGCUUCCGCCAUAUCAAAGACCUGUAUCCGUUGUUCUGGUCGAAAGCCAUCGAGUUCAAUGAAGUCGUCGCUGCGGCAGUACGCGAGUGUACUGAAGAAGCCGGUGGCGAAAAGCCCCCCAGAAACUCAGGCGUUAUAGAGAUGAAACAUUACGCCAAUAAGGUCACGAUGGACAUCAUCGGCGUCGCAGGUCUGGGCCGCAACAUCAACUCGCUGCACAACCCCGAUGAUGAGCUUAUGAGAAACUUCGAGGAAAUUACUGCGCCGACGUUCGAGCAGGUAAUUUACUUCGCGGCAUACAUCUCACUUCCAACAUGGCUGGCAGAGAACCUGCCACUGAGGAUCGCAAGACGGCGGAAAAUUACAGCUGCCAAUGUACGGAACAUCGGUCGGGAUUUCGUCAAAGAGAAGAAGGAGCUCAUAAGACUCCAAAGCGAUGACCACAAGGACAUCCUGUCUGUACUGAUCAAGUCAAACGAUUUCUCAGACGACAUGCUCGUAGAUCAAGCUCUCACGUUUCUAGCAGCUGGCCACGAAACCACCUCCUCAGCCUUCACCUGGACAUCCUACCUGCUCGCCACGCACGCCUCAAUCCAAAACCGCCUCCGCGACGAAAUCGGCGCCGCGAUCCCCUCAACCACAUCCCCGCCCCCGGACCUCGCCGCAACCCUCGAAUCCCUUCCCCUCCUCAACGCCGUCUGCAACGAGGUUCUCCGCCUCUACCCAACUGUGCCAGUGACGCUACGCAACACAGUUCGCACGACCUCGCUGUGCGGCGUUACUGUGCCAGCUGGGACCCGUGUGGCGAUCGCACCGUGGGCGAUUAACCGGUCGCCACACCUGUGGGGCCCGGAUUCGUGCACUUUUGUGCCAGACCGAUGGAUCGAUAAGGCCACGGGGCAGGCCAAUAAUCAUGGCGGGGCGACCAGCAACUAUAGCAACAUGACUUUCCUGCACGGGCCGCGAAGUUGCAUUGGGCAGAGCUUUGCGAAGGCAGAGCUGAGGGCGCUAGUUGCGGCGUUUGUGAGCGCGUUUGAGAUUGAGUUGGAGGACCCGAGUUAUGUCCCCAUGCCUGCGGGUGUUGUAACGAUCAAGCCGAGAGACGGGCUGAGGUUAAGGCUGACGGCGCUUGAGGGGUAG
Coniosporium apollinis CBS 100218 is the source of this 1659-nucleotide messenger RNA. RefSeq lists its product as uncharacterized. Gene Ontology annotation, molecular function: heme binding; oxidoreductase activity, acting on paired donors, with incorporation or reduction of molecular oxygen; monooxygenase activity. Lineage: Eukaryota; Fungi; Ascomycota; Dothideomycetes. The record is from RefSeq and is a predicted model, not a curated record. The transcript has 4 exons. Bases 1 to 1659 code for a protein of 552 amino acids.